Messenger RNA from Drosophila elegans, 648 nucleotides. RefSeq lists its product as uncharacterized. Bases 193 to 399 code for a protein of 68 amino acids. The record is from RefSeq and is a predicted model, not a curated record. The transcript is spliced from 2 exons. Lineage: Eukaryota; Metazoa; Arthropoda; Insecta; Diptera; Drosophilidae.
GAGCGGCAUUCGCUGACAGACGAGCGACGUUGAAGCAGCAACAAAUAAGAGGUUCCUGCCUGUACAGUGAUAUAUAUAUAUAUAUAUAUAUAUAUAUACGUAUUAUAUAUAGGCACGAAGCAUCCGAAAAAAGGAGGAAUACCACCGUCCAAGUUAAAAACAAAUAAAUAUUUCCAGAGGCAAACAUUGAGCAUGGGAGGCUGUUGCUCAAAGGAUUUGGACGAUAAGCGCUCCUGGAGUCCCGAGGAGACCAAAAAUGGCAGCACCACUUCGACCAUCAUUGCCCAGCCGCUGGAUGAGGUGGGUAGCACCGGUGUCUUCACGUUAACCCGCACCACAACCAGCACCACGCGGCAGGAGAAGACGGUGACCACCACCAACGCCGAACAGGAGGAUUAGAUACCGUUCCACCAUUAUUUAAUAUAUAAAAUCUAUUUUUUUUUAACACUUUUGUUGAAACGAUUUCAAUGCCAUGUGUGUGAGUGAGAAGUGUGUGAAUAUGAAUAUAUAUAUAUAUGUAUAUAUAUACAGCAAUGUACAUACGGACAAUGUGAAUAUGAAUAUGAAUCAAGUUAAGCUGUUAACGAGUAAUUAUUAAUUGUUAUGCGCCUGAAUUCCAAUUUCGUAAUAAAUUGUUGAAUCGCUAAA